Suncus etruscus (white-toothed pygmy shrew) is the source of this 2184-nucleotide messenger RNA. RefSeq names its product alpha-1,3-mannosyl-glycoprotein 4-beta-N-acetylglucosaminyltransferase B (gene MGAT4B). Bases 67 to 1713 code for a protein of 548 amino acids. Gene Ontology annotation, biological process: protein N-linked glycosylation. Gene Ontology annotation, molecular function: acetylglucosaminyltransferase activity. NCBI's taxonomy places the organism in Eukaryota, Metazoa, Chordata, Mammalia, Eulipotyphla, Soricidae. The transcript has 15 exons. The record is from RefSeq and is a predicted model, not a curated record. Gene Ontology annotation, cellular component: Golgi stack; endoplasmic reticulum; endoplasmic reticulum-Golgi intermediate compartment.
CCACCCCCGGCCGCCCCCGGGCCAUGCGGCCUCGGCCCCGCCGGCGCCCGCCGCGCACCCGGAGCGAUGAGGCUCCGGCCCGGCACCUUCCUGACGCUGCUGCUCGGCUGCGUGUGCGCCUUCCUCUCGCUGUCCUGGUUCGCCGCGCUCGGCGGCCAGAAAGGCGACGUGGUGGACGUGUACCAGCGUGAGUUCCUGGCGCUGCGGGACCGCUUGCAUGCAGCUGAGCAGGAGAGCCUCAAGCGCUCCAAGGAGCUUAACCUGGUGCUGGACGAAAUCAAGCGGGCAGUGUCUGAGCGGCAGGCGCUACGAGAUGGGGACGCCAAUCGCACCUGGGGCCGCCUCACUGAGGACCCUCGGCUGAAGCCCUGGAACGUCUCGCACAAGCACGUGCUGCAUCUGCCCACUGUCUUCCACCACCUGCCGCAUCUGCUGGCCAAAGAGAGCAGCCUGCAACCGGCCGUGCGCGUGGGGCAGGGUCGCACUGGAGUGUCCGUGGUGAUGGGAAUCCCCAGUGUGCGGCGUGAGGUGCAUUCAUACCUGACAGACACACUGCACUCACUCAUCUCGGAGCUGAGCCCACAGGAGAAGGAGGACUCGGUCAUUGUGGUGCUGAUUGCAGAGACAGACCCCCAGUACACCUCCAUGGUGACAGAGAACAUCAAGGCCUUGUUUCCCUCAGAGAUCCAUUCUGGGCUCCUGGAGGUCAUCUCCCCUUCCCCUCACUUCUACCCUGAUUUCUCCCGUCUCCGAGAGUCCUUUGGAGACCCCAAGGAGAGAGUCAGGUGGCGGACCAAACAGAACCUGGAUUAUUGCUUCCUCAUGAUGUAUGCACAGUCCAAAGGCAUUUACUACGUGCAGCUGGAGGAUGAUAUUGUGGCCAAGCCCAACUACUUGAGCACCAUGAAGAACUUCGCGCUGCAGCAGCCCUCAGAGGAGUGGAUGAUCCUAGAGUUUUCUCAGCUGGGCUUCAUUGGAAAGAUGUUCAAGUCUCUGGACCUGAGUCUGAUUGUUGAGUUCAUUCUCAUGUUCUACCGGGACAAGCCCAUCGACUGGCUUCUGGAUCACAUUCUGUGGGUGAAAGUCUGUAACCCCGAGAAGGAUGCGAAGCAUUGUGACCGACAGAAAGCCAACCUGCGGAUCCGCUUCAAGCCCUCCCUCUUCCAGCACGUGGGCACCCACUCCUCCCUGGCUGGCAAGAUCCAGAAACUGAAAGACAAGGACUUUGGGAAGCAGGCCUUGCGGAAAGAGCACGUGAACCCACCUGCGGAGGUAAGCACUAGCCUCAAGACAUACCAGCACUUCACUCUGGAGAAGGCUUAUCUGCGAGAGGAUUUCUUUUGGGCAUUCACCCCCACUGCUGGGGACUUCAUCCGCUUCCGCUUCUUCCAGCCACUGCGCCUGGAGCGGUUUUUCUUCCGCAGUGGGAACAUUGAACAUCCAGAGGACAAGCUCUUUAACACCUCCGUGGAGGUGUUGCCCUUUGAUAACCCCCAGUCGGAAAAGGAAGCCCUGCAAGAGGGCCGAGCUGCCACCCUGCGGUAUCCCCGGAGCCCUGAUGGUUAUCUCCAGAUAGGUUCCUUUUACAAGGGUGUAGCCGAGGGUGAGGUGGACCCUGCCUUUGGGCCCCUGGAAGCUCUGCGCCUGUCUAUCCAAACCGACUCCCCAGUAUGGGUAAUUCUGAGUGAGAUCUUCCUAAAAAAGGCCGACUAAGCCAAGCUCCAGAGGGUGCAUGGACGUGGGUUGAUACCACCCAUCCACCACACAGGGGGCUCAUCCCAGCCACUCCUGGAGGGCUGUGCGCUGCUGCCACUGCCCUCAGCCUGCUGGGGUUCAGCCUGGUGCGCCCCACUCGGCUGGCUUGGGGUCGCCGCAGGCCCGGAGUCCCCAAGGAGCUGGUGCUGGCCCAACACCCUGGGCCACAGUCCCCACACUGUGCCUGAGGCCGGCGCAUGCUGCCGGAACCGAACUGGAACGUUCGCCCCAUGCUGGCCAGCUGGAGCAGGGCAGGUUUUUUCUCCUGAAGAGCUUUUAUUUCCUGGGCUGUCCCUGGCGCGAACACUGGAAUGCAUAUACUACUUUAUGUGCUGUGUUUUUUAUUCUUGGAUACAUUUGAUUUUUUCACGUAAGUCCACAUACACUUCUAUAAAAGCGUGACUUGUAAUAAAGGGUUAAUGAAGUGUA